Messenger RNA from Nicotiana tabacum (common tobacco), 685 nucleotides. The record is from RefSeq and is a predicted model, not a curated record. Lineage: Eukaryota; Viridiplantae; Streptophyta; Magnoliopsida; Solanales; Solanaceae.
UCUAAUGUUCGCAAAGAAAGAAGAAAGCAGCCAGAUCCUCCUUGUGUUGUCUGUAGAGGGAAUGGCAGAGUGGAGUGCUACGAUUGCCAUGGCAGAGGGAGAACUAACUUUGUGCAACUAGAAGUGCUUCCAGGGGGAGAAUGGCCAAAAUGGUGCAAGACUUGUGGUGGAAGUGGGCUUGGCUACUGUUCUCGUUGCCUUGGGACGGGUGAAUACCGAUAUAUAAUGGGAUUCCAUUUCAUGAGACGGGAAACUGAUGAUCCUGAAGGUAGAUAGUGAUCAUUGAAAUAGGCCCGAGUAAUCCUGCAAUCUGCUUCCAGAGGAUCAGCGAUUAGACUUUCUAGCUGCAGUUUGAACCAAAUUGCGGAUUGAUGUUUCCCACUCCCACAAGAGCAAGAUUGGGGUUUAUACCUAGUGGAGGUUAUUUAGUUGCAUAACUAGAAUGCUACAUAAUGUAACUAAUAACAAAAAAGAAGUGAAAUGAUGUUUAUUGGUGCAGUUAAAGUUUAUUGUUAGGCUGAUGAUUUCUACUUUCUAGUGAGUAGCUGAUCAUGGAACUGUGUUCUUUGGAACACUGUCUCAGGUCUAUCUAACGAAAAAUCAAGUUACAUGAUACCUCUUUAUUUUCUUUUUCUGGUUAGUAUUGUACGCCAAUUGGACAUAUAUUAUAAUAUGGAUUAUACAU